AUGUCGGAGCUCCGCUACUUCGCAUAUCCCGAUAUGGGCAAGGUCCUCCUGGACAAGCAUUGUUAUCACCAAGCCGUCCGUGUGGGUGAUUGCAUCGAAUGCGCCGGUCAAGGCGGCUGGAAUCCCAAGACCGGAGACAUGAAGAAAGAUCUCUACGAAGAAAUCGACCAGGCCUUCGACAACGUGGAGCUCGCGCUCAAGGACGCCGGAGGGAAAGGUUGGUCCCAGGUGUACAGGGUCAGGUCUUACCACACGGACAUGAGCCACGAUGCGCUGAUGCACACGGUCGAGAACAUCAAGAAGCGGGUGACAACCCACAAGCCCAUCUUCACCUGUGUCGGUGUGACUCAGCUGGGCGUUGAGGGGAUGCGGGUCGAGAUCGAAGUGGCUGCCUAUGCCCCGGCUCAGAAGGAGGCCAAGACCGAUGCCUAGGCUUUCGAGAAUCGAGUCUCGGAAUUGAGUCUCGGAAUUGAGUCUCGGAAUCGAGUCUCGGAAUUGAGUCUCGGAAUCGAGUCUCGGAAUUGAGUCUCGGAAUUGAGUCUCGGAAUCGAGUCUCGACAGGGCAGG
Messenger RNA from Sodiomyces alkalinus F11, 567 nucleotides. RefSeq names its product YjgF-like protein. The record is from RefSeq and is a predicted model, not a curated record. Lineage: Eukaryota; Fungi; Ascomycota; Sordariomycetes; Glomerellales; Plectosphaerellaceae. The coding region runs from base 1 to 432 and encodes 143 amino acids. The transcript has 2 exons.